This is a messenger RNA of Mycena indigotica, 726 nucleotides long. RefSeq lists its product as uncharacterized. The coding region runs from base 1 to 726 and encodes 241 amino acids. The transcript is spliced from 5 exons. The record is from RefSeq and is a predicted model, not a curated record. Lineage: Eukaryota; Fungi; Basidiomycota; Agaricomycetes; Agaricales; Mycenaceae.
AUGCAAGGCCUGCAUUGGCUGGCAGCGGCAGCGUGCCAGCGAAGGAGGGUCAAGAGUUUCCGUCAACGGUGCGGCAGCUGUCCAUCUUGUCGAACUACACCAAGUCCUUCUCGGCUUGGAGCACACCCAGAUGGGAGUGGGGACAUACGAAGAGAUAGUAUGAGAGCGGGACAGCCCAGCAAGUCAUUUGGGCUCUACGACUCGUCUCUUCUUCAAGUUCCACUCCUUUUCCACAUGCCACGCUUAACCGCAGGCUCGUCAACUUCAUCCUAUUGCGUUCUCGUUUUGGAGAUGGAUCGCUCGCUGGGCCUCCUUCCGCUGGAUAUGGUUCUUAAACAUUGCAUUUCGUGGGCGGGUCUGUUGGUGGAGACUGAGCAGGAGCCAAAUAUCGGGCUGACGAAUCUCUCGUUUUACAUCUUCGCUGUUCCUACUAAUGAUGAAUAUAAUAUCCUCUUUUCCGCAUCCAUCUUCUCCGCUGCUGCUCGUCUCCUCGGGAUUCUGCCAUUCCCAUCUUUUCCCGUUUCCCAUCCACCUCUUUGGCGCCAUCUCCCCACAUUGAGGUUCUCCUCUCUCAACAGCAGCGCCACUUCAAUCUCCCUCAUUCACGCGAGGUCGAUGACCACACCACCUCCACACAUGCCCUUCGAUGUUUCCCGCACGGUCGUCCGAGCGGCACCAGAAACAGUCAUGUCGCUUCCCCGUGCUUCGGAGUUGCGCAGUCGCUAG